This is a messenger RNA of Aspergillus homomorphus CBS 101889, 1093 nucleotides long. Its product is annotated as putative DnaJ chaperone (Caj1). The record is from RefSeq and is a predicted model, not a curated record. NCBI's taxonomy places the organism in Eukaryota, Fungi, Ascomycota, Eurotiomycetes, Eurotiales, Aspergillaceae. The transcript has 4 exons. The coding region runs from base 169 to 837 and encodes 222 amino acids.
GUUCUGUGUGUGAAGCGCUCUCGCGAGAAUUGAUUGCCUUUUGCCAUUUCAAUAGUUUCUGUCACCACCCCUUCUUUAAACUAACUGAGCGAAUAUCUAGCGCGAUCUGACUUGGAAGGAAACUUAUUCGCUAUUUGGUAUAUUCGGGAAACAUAGCUACAGGAAAGUAUGGCGAGACAGAGGGAUCUUUACAAGGUUCUUGGAGUAUCCCCUCAAGCAACCCAGCAAGAAAUUCGCAAUGCGUACAAACGGGAAUCAUUGAAGUCACACCCUGACCGAGUACCUGCUGACUCCCCCGAGAGACCAGCGCGGACUCGUAGGUUCCAAGAAAUCAACGAUGCCUAUUAUACCUUAUCCGAUUCGUCACGUCGGCGCGAGUACGAUGCGGCGCGAUUGGCGGAUGAAGUGGAAGAGGAAUACAAUAUGCCCCAGGGAGGUGCCGGUGGCUUUCCAUGGUCUGCUUUUGGCUUUGGCUCCGGUUCCGCUACUGAUAGAGAGCAGCGGGCAUCAGAACAGUUUGGGUCUGUGUUUGAGGAGAUGCUACGGGAAGAAGGCCUUGCCAGCGAUGACACCGACUCUGAUGGUCGCACGCAAACCCGCCCAACCGCACGUUUCUGGUCCAUUGUCGGUGGCAUCAGUGGCGGUGCACUCGGAUUCAUCAUUGGGAAUGCACCCGGGGCGCUGGCUGGCGCAGUCGCCGGUAAUCGCCUGGGAGCGGUACGGGAUGCCAGAGGGAAAAGUGUCUAUGAGGUUUUCCUGGAACUGCCUCAAACUGACCGUGCUCGGCUCUUGAGUGAAUUAGCCGCCAAGGUAUUUCAGACUACAAUGGGCCAUUGAGAGUAAGGAUGUGUAGCGGUCUGGUUUUUUUGAAUUCAUCUCUUUGUACAGCCGUCUUGCUCUCCCUUGCGAUUCUUUAUUGCUCUUUGUGAUUCGGCCCUGGCAUUAAACAUCAUUAAUGGUUGUUGGAGUUACGAAGUAGGCUUGCCCCUAUUGAAAGCACUGUAGGUGGCUGUUUGACCCAGUGAAGCUCCAUACUCUCUCUGCCCUGUAUGUAGUCAUUUACUUCAAGAUAACAAGCUGCCUUCGAAAGCCU